UCAAUUAAAUUUAUUGCAUUUUGACAUUCAUUUCCAGUUCUUCACUUCAUUUUCAACAUAAAAGAAUAAAAAUUGUUAAAUUUUUACUAACAACUAAAAAGAAAACUCACUUGAGUAUUGUUGAAGACGACAAAAAAUAAUUUGUCAACGUGUAGCAUCCACCGGCUUCUGUUGAAUAGAAUCUUUCUAGAAAAACACGCCUACACACAAAUCAAAGAAGAUGCAACUAUUUGCAUUCUUAGCUUUGUUACUUUGCGCCCAAUCAUCUUGGGCCUUCUAUUCCUCCUCUGACGAUGUCAUCGAACUAACUCCCUCAUUAUUCGACAAACUCGUCACAAACGAUGAUUCCAUUUGGAUUGUUGAAUUCUUUGCUCCAUGGUGUGGCCAUUGUCAAAGUUUAGUCCCCGAAUAUAAAAAACUGGCAAAAGCUGUUAAAGGAGUCAUUAAAGUUGGUUCUGUCAAUGCCGAUGAACACAAUUCUUUAGGAGGUCGAUUUGGUGUUAAAGGUUUCCCAACAAUAAAGAUCUUCGGGGCAAACAAACGUUCCCCAGUUGACUUUAAUGGACAAAGAACUGCCAAAGCUAUGGCUGAAGCUGGUUUAGCUGAAGCCAAGAAAAAGGUUCAAGCUUCAUUUGGAGGCGGUAGUGGCGAUAGUGGAUCGUCAUCGUCGAAUGACGUCAUUGAACUAACUGAUGCUAACUUUGAUAAACUCGUUUUACAAAGUGACGAUGUUUGGUUAGUUGAAUUCUUUGCUCCUUGGUGUGGCCAUUGUAAAAAUCUGGAACCACAAUGGGCUAAAGCAGCUAAAGAACUUAAAGGCAAAGUUAAAUUGGGAGCUCUUGAUGCAACUGUCCAUCAGGCAAAAGCUCAAGAAUAUGGAGUUCGUGGUUAUCCCACGAUUAAAUUCUUCCCAGCUGGCAAAAAGUCUUCCAGCGAUGCUGAAGACUAUAAUGGAGGUCGAACUGCCUCUGAUAUUGUCUCAUUUGGUCUGGAAAAACACACAGACAGUGUUCCAGCUCCAGAAUUGAUUGAAAUUACCAACGAAGAGACAUUCGAUAAUGCCUGUGAAGGUAAACCGCUUUGCAUUGUUUCGGUAUUGCCACAUAUUCUCGACUGCGACGCUAAAUGUCGAAAUGCAUUCCUAAAGACACUUAAAGAUGCUGGUGAGAAAUAUAAAAAGAAACUUUGGGGAUGGGCUUGGGCUGAGGGUGGUGCCCAAUUGGCUUUGGAAGAAUCUCUAGAAAUUGGUGGAUUUGGUUAUCCAGCAAUGGCUGUUGUUAAUUUUAAGAAAAUGAAAUUCUCCGUUUUGAAAGGAUCCUUCUCUAAAGAAGGUAUUGAUGAAUUUUUACGUGAUAUAUCUUAUGGUCGUGGACAUACUGCACCAGUUCGUGGUGCUAAGAAGCCAAAGAUUAAUAGUGUAGAUGCAUGGGAUGGUAAAGAUGGACAAUUGCCACAGGAAGAGGAUAUUGAUUUGUCGGAUGUUGAUUUGGAAGAUGAGAAGGAGGGCAAAGAUGAACUGUAAGAUAAAGAGAGAAUA
Episyrphus balteatus (marmalade hoverfly) is the source of this 1537-nucleotide messenger RNA. It is a transcript of the gene CaBP1, whose product is annotated as protein disulfide-isomerase A6 homolog. NCBI's taxonomy places the organism in Eukaryota, Metazoa, Arthropoda, Insecta, Diptera, Syrphidae. Gene Ontology annotation, biological process: response to endoplasmic reticulum stress. Gene Ontology annotation, molecular function: protein-disulfide reductase activity; protein disulfide isomerase activity. The transcript has 3 exons. Gene Ontology annotation, cellular component: endoplasmic reticulum lumen. The coding region runs from base 221 to 1522 and encodes 433 amino acids. The record is from RefSeq and is a predicted model, not a curated record.